AAUAUCGAUCUUCAACUAAACCUUGACCUGCAAUAUUUAGAUAGUGAAGCACGCGUUCGGAAUGACAGAAGUAUGAAAGGCAUAGAACGCUGAAUAGAUGUUGAAAAAUGACUAAGCUAAUGACUUAAUUGUAAUUAUAAUUCAUUUCAGAUUUAUCUAUAACAUAUCAUUUUUUUCGUAUAAAGUCAAUUAUGUAUCCUACUUAAUAAGUGUUAACUGAAACAUAUCAUUAAACAUAAAUAAUAAUUCGUCGGAAGUGUAAUGUGAAUUCAAUUCAAAUGACAAAAGAAAAGGACGGAGGCAAUGAUAAGGCAAGUGAAAAAGAAAGAGACGGAAAGAAGGGGAAAAUGUCGCAUAUACAUAAACGAGUGGGGUUAAAUCGUUCGACGAAGUUCGCGCGCCGUUCGGGUAAAUUCGGCUACGGUUCACCAAUGACGAAUCGCAGAUUGAAGAAACGGUGUUCGUUAUUCAAAUACAGAUCGAUGAUUCGUCCGUGUGCGAAGGCAAAUGGAUUGUUGUCGUUUGUGGGAGUGGUGCUUUUGACUGUUUGUGUGAAGGCGAGCGAGUUCCCGGAACGAGAAUGCUGCGAUCCUGUGUACCCUCCGAACACGGCCACGACAGCGGCUGUACCGGUCACUCCGCCUUUAACAAAGAUUACAGUAUAUUUGGCGCGAUGGCAGCGGCACGGCGUCGAAAGAGAAGAAGAGCUCUCCUUUCCCGUUCCGCCCCCUCCUUCUGCGAAAUGGUGA
Bombyx mandarina (wild silkworm) is the source of this 749-nucleotide messenger RNA. It is a transcript of the gene Gfrl, whose product is annotated as Glial cell line-derived neurotrophic family receptor-like. NCBI's taxonomy places the organism in Eukaryota, Metazoa, Arthropoda, Insecta, Lepidoptera, Bombycidae. Gene Ontology annotation, biological process: nervous system development. Gene Ontology annotation, molecular function: signaling receptor activity. The record is from RefSeq and is a predicted model, not a curated record. Gene Ontology annotation, cellular component: signaling receptor complex; external side of plasma membrane.